Molecule: messenger RNA, 1560 nt
Organism: Paramisgurnus dabryanus
Lineage: Eukaryota; Metazoa; Chordata; Actinopteri; Cypriniformes; Cobitidae
Source: RefSeq, a predicted model, not a curated record
UGUUGCUAUGGUGAAGUUAAUCAUGUUGGCUCCUCCUCGUCUGAUCUUUCUCCUCAUUAUUCACGGAGUUUAUAGUGCUGAUGAUGGGUGGGGUGUGAAUUACAGCUCUUCAUCCAUCUGUGCACUAAAGGGUUCAACAGUGAUAAUAAACUGCACUUAUAAAUACCCUACUGGACAUCAGAUCAUAAAAGUGUUCUGGACCAACACUGAUGUUAGACAACCAAAUAAUGAUUUUCCAGAUCUGUCUGAGGACUCUGAAUACAGUCAGAGGAUUCAGUAUCUGGGAGAUCAACAUCAUGACUGCACCAUGAGACUGACUGAUGUGAGACAGACAGAUUCACACAAAUACUAUUUCAGAUUCAUCACUGAUAUACCUGAUGGGAAAUGGGUUGGAAAACCUGGAGUGACUCUUGAUAUCACAGAUCUUCAGGUGGAGUCUUCAGGUGAGAGAGUGACAGAGGGACAUUCAGUGACUCUUACAUGUAAAAGCAGAUGCAGUCUCACUGACAGAUCAACAUUCAUCUGGUUUAAAAACACACAGUCAUUAAGUGAGAGAACAGACAGAAACAAUCAACUCAUCCUACAGUCAGUAAGAAGAGAGGAUGCAGGCAACUAUAACUGUGCUGUAAAGGGACACAAACUCACAUCACCUCAUCAAUAUCUCAAUGUCAUCUAUGCUCCAGAUAAACCUGUAAUCUCCAUCAAUCCAUCUGGUAAAAUAAUGGAGGGUUAUUCAGUGACUCUGACCUGCAGCAGUGAUGCAAAUCCACCUGUUCACAACUACACCUGGUUAAAGAAGAAUGAAACAUCAGCUGUUGGAUCUGGAAAAAACUUCAUCAUCUCAAACAUCAGAUCAGAUCACAGUGGAGAAUACAAGUGCAAGUCAAGUAAUACACUUGGACAGAAAUAUUCAGCAGUGACAUUAAAUGUUUUAUAUCCUCCAAAGAAUGUGACAGCAUCCAUCAGUGGAUCUGGUGAAAUAAUGGAGGGUGAUUCAGUGAAUCUGACCUGCAGCAGUGAAUCAAAUCCACCUGUUCAGAUCUACAGCUGGUUUAAGGAGAAUGAAACAUCAUCUGUUGGAUCUGGACAGACGUACAGCAUCACUAACAGCAGAUUCAGACACAGUGGAUGGUUUUACUGUGAGGCUCAGAAUGAAGUCGGAUCUCAGAGAUCUGCUGCUGUAUCACUCAAUGUCAAAGGAAAUGUGGGGAUGUUUUUCACGAUCAUCGGAGCAAUGAUUUUGGGGGCUGCAGUUGUUAUUGUGGUGAUGAUAAUUUGGAUAAUCGGGUGGAUGAAAAAGAGAAAUAACUCAGAGUCUCAGGUUGUUCAUCAUAGUCUUCCUCAUAACAGCCACAAAACAUGUGAUGUUGUCCUGCAUGAUGAAGUGUAUGAGAACAUAACUAUUGCUGAUGGCAGCUGUGAUGAAUCCAACCUGAGUUCUCCUGUCUAUGAGAAUAUUAAAAUAGAUGCUGUCGAGGUCAAUGAAACACAUCAAAACAUGUGAAAGCCAAUAAAAGCUUUGGGUGGAGCUCCUGAUGAUUGACAGGAGAGUUGACAUGA